UAGACCGUGGAGCAAAAGAUGGUUUCAGAGAUCAAGGUUGAAGUCAUUCACAAGGAAACAAUUGAACCAUCCUCUCCAACUCCUCACCACCUUAAAAAAAUCAACCUCUCUGUUUUUGAUCAGUUUCAAUCAGAAAUUUAUACCCCACUACUUCUCUUCUACCCCAGUACUAGUGAUGAGGGCAACAUUGAUCACAAAUCUUUGUUUGCUGAAAAAUCCAAGCUUCUAAAGAGAUCAUUAUCUGAAGCCCUCACUCACUUUUACCCCUUUGCAGGGGAAUUCGUAUAUAAUGCCUCGAUCACCUGCAAUGACCACGGGGCUUUAUUUCUGGACGCCCAAGUCAACUGUCCCAUAUCGAAGAUUUUGGAGAAACCCGAUUUUCAGGUCCUAAAUCAAUUUCUUCCAACUGCUAUAGAAUCCAAACAAGCCGAAGCAGGCUAUAUUCUACUAGUUCAGGCCAGCUUGUUUGAAUGUGGUGGAUUGGCAAUUGGAGUCAGCAUUCUACAUAAGGUCGCCGAUGCCUCUACCCUCAGCGCAUUCAUCAAAAGAUGGGCUGCAAUUGCACUUGGCUCGGCAAGUACUACUGAUCAUGUAGAAUUUGGUGUUGCAGCUUCUCUUUUCCCUCCCAUGGAUUUCUUCAGCUCACCCCAGUUUUCAAUAAUACUUUCUAACAAAAACUGUAUAACAAAGAGAUUUGUAUUUGAUGCCUCAAAGAUUGCUGCUCUCAAGUCCAAAGCUGCCACCACAGUGCCAAACCCCACACGGGUUGAAGUAGUGUCUGCGCUCAUUUGGAAAUGCAUAAUACAAGCAUCCAGAUCAAAAUUGGGUGUUAUAAAGCCAUCUAUGUGGUGUCCGGUUGUGAAUAUGCGCAAGAGAUCGCUGCAGGGCUUGGCAGAAAACAUAUUGGGGAAUUUUGUGUGGGGGUUUGCAGCAAUGGCAAUGGAAAGUGAGGUAAAAUUUGAAAGCUUGGUUGUUAAACUCAGGAAAGGCAUUGAGCAAUACAAGGAAAAGUAUCCGAAUGGUGUUACUGGUGAGGAUAUAUUUCAAGCCAUUAAAGGGUCUGGCAACCUCGCGGAAAGGGAUGAUUUAGAAACCAAUACUUGCAGCAGCUGGUGCAGGCUUCCCUUGUACGAAACCGAAUUUGGAUGGGGAAAGCCGUCGUGGGUGAGUACUCGUAGUACGUUCAAGAAUACAAUUAUGUUGAUGGAUUUGAGCGAUGGGGAAGGCAUAGAAGCGUCGGUGACGUUGAAAGAAGAAGACAUGACCAUAAUUGAAAGCAAUGAGGAGCUGCUUGCAUACGCUUCUCUAAAUCCAACUGUCAUUUAA
Messenger RNA from Prunus dulcis (almond), 1326 nucleotides. RefSeq names its product stemmadenine O-acetyltransferase-like. NCBI's taxonomy places the organism in Eukaryota, Viridiplantae, Streptophyta, Magnoliopsida, Rosales, Rosaceae. The record is from RefSeq and is a predicted model, not a curated record. Bases 19 to 1326 code for a protein of 435 amino acids. The transcript has a single exon.